UCGUCAUUUGAGUAUAUCAAAAAGCUUGUUAUUGGUGCCUGAGGUGACCAAACCACAAUGACCUUCAAUAUGCCACUAAUUCCCCAGUAACCAUGACGGCAAAAAUGUGACAGUCAAAUUUAGUUGUCAAAAUUGUUAAACUACAAAAUGAAAUGGCUACAAGAGACAGCAAUGAAUUCAAGUAUGCACUGAGAGACAUCGCAGCUCAUGCACCCAAAUUGUCCAAUCCGUAUGACCGAGUACGUUGUUCAGAAUGGGCAAGAAAGUUGGCAAGCCUACCGGAUGACAACUUGGAGGCAUGUAAAGUAAAAAACGAGUACGCGCAGUUUUUAAGGAUACAAGUGCGCAACAACUUUUUACAUGGACCGUUUAUGUCGCCACCCCCGGAAACCGCCACGUUAUCGCCUCUUGCAGAAAACCUGGGGAAUAUGAUGUCACAACAGAUUCCAUACUUGCCAAGGACGGGACCGAUUGCUCCAAUGCUUCACCACGGAUCACCAGAUGGCAGGGCAUUCGUUUCGACUAAACAAAUCCCAGGAGGAGGAGUUCUAUGUUAUAUGGCCGUGAGCCCGGAAGGUUUUGAUUAACAAUCGGUCAUCUUUAAAUAAAUUUAUUGUUUACAA
Messenger RNA from Photinus pyralis (common eastern firefly), 623 nucleotides. RefSeq lists its product as uncharacterized. NCBI's taxonomy places the organism in Eukaryota, Metazoa, Arthropoda, Insecta, Coleoptera, Lampyridae. The record is from RefSeq and is a predicted model, not a curated record. The transcript is spliced from 3 exons. The coding region runs from base 153 to 587 and encodes 144 amino acids.